This is a messenger RNA of Aspergillus clavatus NRRL 1, 1827 nucleotides long. RefSeq names its product putative dihydroxy-acid dehydratase (gene ilv3C). The record is from RefSeq and is a predicted model, not a curated record. Bases 1 to 1827 code for a protein of 608 amino acids. NCBI's taxonomy places the organism in Eukaryota, Fungi, Ascomycota, Eurotiomycetes, Eurotiales, Aspergillaceae. Gene Ontology annotation, molecular function: hydro-lyase activity. The transcript has 3 exons.
AUGGUGCAGGACACCAAGGCAGAGAGGCCGCCAAACCAAGACUAUGAUCUCUCAGCACCUAUAUCCUCAAACUCGGGGCUUCGACAAGGACUCACGUCCUAUGGGGAUGCACACUUCUCUCUCUUUCUCAGAAAAGUCUUCAUAAAGGCACUAGGAUACUCGGAAGAUGCCCUCUCUCGCCCCAUCAUUGGCAUCAUUAACACCUUUUCCGGGUUCAAUCCCUGCCAUGCGAACGUGCCCCAGCUGAUUGAGGCUGCUAAGCGUGGUGUCCAGCUCAAUGGGGGACUCGCAAUUGAGUUUCCCACGAUCAGCGUCCACGAGUCGUUCUCCUAUCCAACCAGUAUGUUCCUGCGCAAUCUGAUGAGCAUGGACACGGAAGAAAUGAUCCGUGCCCAGCCGCUCGAUGCGUGCAUUAUGAUCGGGGGCUGCGAUAAGACGGUUCCCGCGCAACUUAUGGGUGGCAUUUCAGCGAACAAACCAAUACUGCCGCUUGUAACGGGUCCAAUGAUGCCAGGAAGCCAUCGUGGAGAAAGAUUAGGUGCUUGUACCGAUUGCCGGAACAACUGGGCGGCUUUCCGCGCGGGCGACAUGGACAUUGAGGAGAUUUCAGCUAUCAAUGAGGAGCUCGCGCCAACAAUCGGUACCUGUGGCGUGAUGGGAACUGCGAGUACAAUGGCAUGCAUUACUGCAGCUCUGGGGUUGAUGCCCCUGCGAGGUGCUUCUGCGCCCGCUGUGUCGUCCGCGCGACUCAGAAUCGCCGAGGAGACAGGAGCGAAUGCUGUGUCAGUGGCACUUGCUAAGCGGAAACCACAAGAAGUUUUGUCGAAAGAAUCCUUUCUUAAUGCGAUCACAGUCAUCCAGGCCAUUGGAGGCUCGACGAAUGCGGUGGUACAUCUGAUGGCCAUUGUUAAUCGCCAUCCAAAGCUUCAAGGCGUCAUAACAUUGGACACAUUCACAGAAAUCGGAAAUAGGACGCCCCUGCUGAUUGAUCUAAAGCCAAGUGGCGACAAUUAUAUGAAUGACUUUCAUAACGCUGGAGGCAUGGUGGCACUGCUGCACACCCUUCGCCCACUUCUACACCUGUCAGCUAUGACGAUUACCGGUCAGACUCUAAAAGAAGUCCUAGACUCGUCUCCAUUUCGCACAUUUCCCCUCUCGCAGCAGAUUAUUCGCCCGUUAUCCGACCCUCUUUAUCCUUCAUCAUCCCUUGUUGUCGUGAAAGGGAACAUCGCUCCCAAUGGUGCAAUCAUGAAAGCUUCAGCGUCCAAAGACCGCAAUCUCCUCUCCCAUAGAGGACCGGCUGUUGUCUUUGAGAGCUCUGAAGACAUGGCUAGACGGAUUGAUGAUCCAAAUCUCGAAGUAACCAAAGACUCAGUGCUGGUGCUAAAGGGAAUAGGUCCCAUUGGCAAUCCUGGCAUGCCGGAAGCUGGCCUUAUUCCUAUACCGCGCAAGCUCGCUUCUGCAGGUGUCAAAGAUAUGCUGCGACUCUCUGAUGGGCGCAUGUCAGGCACAGCUGGAGGUACUAUUGUUCUUCACAUCUCGCCAGAAUCGGCUUUGCCUGAGUCUCCCUUUGGGGUGAUCGAGACUGGCGAUCUAAUUUCUUGCGAUGUUGAAAAGGGCGAACUUCAUUUGGAGAUUUCUGACAAUGAUCUGAAUUCCCGUAUCGACGCACGAAUGAGGAAUACUUCUGAUGCAGUUGUAGCUUCGUCAGAAAGACAACGCAGAAGAGGCUAUCGUGGUUUGUAUGAGAGAUCGGUGAAUCAGGCGCAAGAUGGAGCCGAUUUUGACUUCCUCACAGCGGCGGGGCCACCCGAAUCCAGUAUGUAG